Labrus mixtus (cuckoo wrasse) is the source of this 664-nucleotide messenger RNA. RefSeq lists its product as uncharacterized. The record is from RefSeq and is a predicted model, not a curated record. Gene Ontology annotation, molecular function: protein heterodimerization activity; DNA binding; structural constituent of chromatin. Bases 72 to 518 code for a protein of 148 amino acids. Gene Ontology annotation, cellular component: nucleosome. The transcript is spliced from 4 exons. Lineage: Eukaryota; Metazoa; Chordata; Actinopteri; Labriformes; Labridae.
AUGUAUUAAAUGCAGAAUAACUUUUCUAACAUUUUAUUUUUCAGAGUUUCUCGUCGUGUGUUUUGGAGGAAAUGCGUCAUGAUUCGUCAGCCAACCGCCGCAAGGGCACAACCCCCAGACGCCGCCCACCGGCCCCAGCCCCAUCGACCUCCAGGACGGCACCCCGCACGCCGAGGCGCAGUGGAGAAUCAAGCCGGCCUCCCGUCUCCCCCAAGAAGAGACGCUUUCGACCUGGAACUAAAGCUCUGAUGGAGAUCAGGAGGUACCAGAAGAGCACCGACCUGCUGCUCAGGAAGGCGCCGUUCUCCCGCCUGGUGCACGAGGUGUGUCAGAGUUACUCCAGAGAAGCUCUGAGGUGGCAGUUGUACGCGCUACUCGCUCUGCAGGAGGCUGCAGAGGCGUUUCUUGUCAUGCUCUUUUCAGACGCCAAUCUGUGCGCCAUCCACGCCAAACGGGUCACCGUGUUCCCCCGGGACAUUCAGCUGGCCCGCCGGAUCCGUGGAGUGGACAACCUGUGAGGAGGACGCCGCCCUGCCUGCUCCUGAAUAAUGUGUUUUAUUAUAAAGAUGUUGUUUUAAAGAUCUGAACGAGUGAUGAUGUCAUGAAGUGUACAUAAUAAUACUGUCCUGUGAUCGUGUGUUAAUAAAAUGUUUUUUUACCUGCA